AUGCCUGAAAAAGAUGAACCAUUUGCGAAUCCUCAAGCUCCUGCAAACUAUCAUCCAGAUGAUAUUGAUCAAACACCAUCGCAUCCGUUAACAAAUGAUGAUUUUCGAAAAUUAUUAAUGACACCAGCUGUUGGUACACAACGAAGUUCAACAGUAGCAUCAUCAUCACAAGCAAAAACAGUCAAAUCAGCAACUGAAAAAGAUGCUGAAGCGGCUGAUCGUCGAAAAAAAAAGAAAUUAAACUAUGCCAAAUUUAUUAAAGAAGAAAAAUUACGUGAAGAAGAACGAGCUAAAAAAUAUCGUGAUCGAGCAAGAGAAAGAAGAGAUCGUAAUAAAGAUUUAGAAGAUACGGGUGUUCUACCAACACAAUCACAAGUACAACAGCAACCGUCAGCACCAACAACAUCAGCAGGAAAUUAUCGAGCUGUUGCUCCAGACGCUAAAGGAAAUUAUGAUGCUGCUGCCAGACGUAAACAGAUCAUAGAAGAAUCCAAAUUUUUGGGAGGAGAUUUAGAACAUACUCAUUUAGUGAAAGGAUUAGAUUAUGCUUUACUUCAGAAAGUUCGUGCGGAAAUCACAACAAAAGAUGACUUUCCAGAUCAAUCGGGCGUAGAUGGUGAUGAACAAUUGUUUGCUAAACCAGUAGCACCUCUCCCACCAACUCCUGCAUUAACAACAACUGAUAAAAAGAAAACCGCUCCGAAUAAACAACCUGUUCCAAAACCAACGGCUGCUCAACAACAGCAACAACGUCAACAAAUGAUUGAAGAUGAAGAAGAAAAUCGUCUUGGAAUCAAAUCAAAAUUAGCCAAAAAUGUAUUUCGUACACUAUUUCGUAAUAAUCCAUUGAAUCAACAACAACAGCCAAAUCAACGAAAAAUUAACGAAUUAUUUUUACCACAUCGUAUGGCAUACGUUAUUGAUUUGGAAUCGGAUCAAGAUAAUCAAAAUGGACUUAUUGAUGAUAUACCAACAACACUUAUACGUUCAAAAGCUGAUUGUCCUAAUGCUGAAAGUACAACUACACUGAGUAAUAAUGAUAUUGUUAUUAAUAAACUUACUCAAAUAUUGUCGUAUCUAAGACAUUCUAAAAGAGAUAUAAAGCGACAAAAGAAAAAAGGUGGUGGUAUUGAACAUGUAGAUACGAUAAUGAAUAUUAAACCUCAAAAUACAAAUUCUUUUGUGAAAAAGUCGGAUGAUGUUGGUAUAUAUGACGAUGUUGGAGAUUAUGUUCCUGAUACAAAACGUCGUAGUGCCAAGGAAGAACAAGAUGCAAAUAGAAGAAGAAAUUAUUUUAGUGGUUUAGGUGAACAACAAGAAAUGGGAAGACGAGAUCGUUCAAACGCGAUUGAAGAUGAAGAAGGCCAGUCAGAAAAUAAUGGUGGUGAAGCAGUCAAAAAUUUUAUUAAAAAUGUUCAUCGCAAAUACGAAAAUAAAUCGAUUGAAUCACGCGAUGAAAAAGGAAAAAAAGGUGGAUUUCAACUUAAGUUUAACGCUGAUUCUUAUGCUGAAUGUUAUCCUGGUACAAUGGCUGAAGAAGAUGUAAACAUCGAUAGUGAUGAUGAACCGGACUAUGAUAAAAUGGACAUGGGCUCGAAAAAAGGUCCCAUUGGACGAUGGGAUUUUGAUACAGCCGAAGAAUAUUCUGAUUAUAUGAGUCAAAAGGAAGCUAUGCCAAAGGCUGCAUUUCAAUAUGGUGUGAAGAUGUCAGAUGGAAGAAAAACUCGUAAAAGUGGACCCAAAGAUGAAAAACAAAAAAUAGACAGAGAAUGGCAACAAAUAUCAAAAAUAAUCGAUAAACGAAAAGGAGGAGGUGGAGAUGAAUCGCCAAAUGUUAUGGAAAAGGAAACAACGUUAAGUCCCGAUAACAAAAAGGAUAUUGAGGUUACACCUACAUUCCGCAAUUUCCCAGAGUCACUCAAUGAGCCAGAAUCAAUUUUAACAUUAGAUAAUAAUGAUGAUAACGAUGUCGAUACAUCAAAUACAAAACUUAUCAGUAAUAAUCAUGAUACAAUUGCUGUUCCAACAUCAAAUAGUAGUAAAAAUGAUGAUUUCAAUGAAGAAUUAAGACAAGAAAUAAGAUACCUACUACAACCAACACCGUCAUUAACAUAUUCAACAGCACCAACAGACAAUGCAAAAAAAGGAGAAAUUACAAUGAGCCAAGAAGCCGAUACAGCUCAACGUUUCCGUGCAGAAUCGAUGAAUGAAACACAACAACAACGUCGAAAAUCGUUAAUCGAAGAAUUAACGCCAUAUGAAAAGAAAUCACUGGAAAAUGGUGUCAGACGCUCAACAGCUAUGCAGGAUAGUAGGCGUUCUACCAUGUCCGAAACACAUAGAUUAUCAGUAGUAACAAUUCUGGAACGUGAACUGAUGAUACCUCAUACUGAUGACAAAAUAUCCUCGAUAAUUACUGUUGAUCAAAUUCAAAAUAAAAAUAAAAUGUCACAUUUAUCGGGUAUCCUGUGGUCAUUUUUUGCGACAUUCGCAUUAUGUACUAUUACUUUCUUAACAUACUUCAUUGGUCUUGAUUUAAUAUUCGGUUUAUCAUUACAGAUGUUCGCACAGACAAUAGCAUUUCUUAUUUAUGCAAUUUAUAAAAAUUACAAUAUUCUGGGACCACCAGAAUAUCGUUUACAAAUGAUAAUACGUGGACUUGUGAUUGGUCUUGGUUCGUUUACAGGAUUUAUUGCCUAUUAUUAUAUUCCAUUACCAGAUUUAUCGGCCAUUCGACAAAGUCAAGUUGUAUGGACAAUUAUAUUAUGUAUAAUAUUUCUUAAAGAACGUUUAACUAUUCAACGGCUAAUUGCAUGUAUUUUGACAUUAUUUGCUAUCAUACUCAUUUCUCGUCCAACAAUAUUGUUUCGUGGAAAAAUAUUACCAUUAGAUUCCAAUUCGACAGUAAAUAUUCCAUUUUUCAGUUCAUCAGCAAAAUCAUGGGGAUAUUUAAUUGGAGCUUUAUUGGCUUUAACGACUGCUAUCGCAUUUAGUGUUAGUACAGUUAUAAAUAAAUUAUUAUUGAAUGCGAAAUUACCAAACAGUGUUAUAUGUUUUUGGUCAUCGAUGUUUGCGUUAGUUAUAUCCAUCAUUUCACUUAUAUUAACACAUUUCGUAAUCACUAAAAAGUCGUUACCACACGAUCGGAGAUUAUUUGCAGGUUGUGGAAUAGCAGUAGCAUCUAUAUUGGUUAUGAUUGCAAAUCAAAAAGCUAUUAAACGAGAAAAGGCAUCAAUUGUUACGCUAAUUUAUUCAACAGAAAUUGUAUUAGCUUUAUUUUUACAAAAUGUUUUUACAGUAGUAAAAAGUGAUUGGAUUGUUUAUCUAGGUUGUGCAUUGAUAUUAAUUUCCAUUAUUAUUAUAUGCCUUGAAGUUUUGAGUGCAGAUAAACGAACACAAAAAGUUUCUUUAAAUGAUAUCAUCCUACAAGGAUGUCAGAUUAGAUUGAGAGAGAAAAAGAACUAA
Didymodactylos carnosus is the source of this 3465-nucleotide messenger RNA. NCBI's taxonomy places the organism in Eukaryota, Metazoa, Rotifera, Eurotatoria, Philodinida, Philodinidae. The record is from the annotation of a GenBank genome assembly.